Molecule: messenger RNA, 1566 nt
Organism: Penicillium macrosclerotiorum
Lineage: Eukaryota; Fungi; Ascomycota; Eurotiomycetes; Eurotiales; Aspergillaceae
Product: T6SS phospholipase effector Tle1-like catalytic domain-containing protein
Exons: 5
Coding region: 1-1566 (521 amino acids)
Source: RefSeq, a predicted model, not a curated record
AUGCCCGGGAAGCGCAUCGUGGUAUGCUUGGACGGGACCUGGGUCAACAGCGACGAGGGCUAUAAUCGGCCUUCUCUAUCCGACCCAAAUUUCACGCUCCAGGUCCCGUCCAAUGUGACACGCCUCUAUCGAGCACUGCAGAAAAAGGGGCUGGACGGAAAGGGACAGGUCAUCUACUAUCAUUCCGGCGUCGGGACGUCGGGAACCCUCAGCGAUACAAUCGCCGGAGGUGUUUUUGGAGCCGGGGUUGGCGAAAACAUCCGGGAAGCAUAUAGUUUCAUUGCAACCAAUUAUGAACCCGGGGAUGAAAUCAUUCUCGUGGGCUUCUCUCGGGGCGCGUUCACGGCCCGUAGCGUGGCAGGCCUCAUUAUUGAAAUCGGUCUAUUGACCUCGCGAGGAAUGGAGUAUCUCUAUCCGAUAUUCAAGGAUAUCCAGAACAUCCAAGACCCGGAAUACAAGGAUAAAUUCCCAGGGGUCCCAUUCCACGACAAGCCCUUUGAUGCGCGGGGGUACCGGCGUCGCUUGGAGGAAGAGAGUCUCACCCGUCUUUAUGACCCCGAUGGAUACCGCAUCAGAGUCCGCUGUGUAGCUGUUUGGGAAACUGUAUUCCCGACACCAAUCUAUCCAACAAGCUCAAGAUACCUCGCUCCACUGAAGAAUAAGUACCAAAUUUCCCUCCGCACCUCGAAAAAUACUGACAGCUCCUGCACAUGGAGGUUCUACGACACAUCCCUGUCCAACGGUAUCGAGCACGCGUUUCAAGCCCUCGCCCUCGACGAGAACCGCACGUCCUUUGCUCCCGCCGUGUGGGAGCGUCCUCGCAACGUCCGCACCGACCUCCGGCAAGUCUGGUUCUGUGGCGCCCACUCCAAUGUCGGCGGUGGCUUGCCCGACCAGGAGCUCGCAAACAUCUCCAUGGCCUGGAUGAUGGAUCAGCUGGCUUCCAUCGGCGUCGCCUUCGAAGACGACACCAUCGACCGCCUCUUCGCUGAAAGCGUCGUCUAUUUCUACGACCACGCCGCGGACCCGGCCACCCCGGACUCGUCCCGACACCGCCGCUGGACCGAAUGGGCCCUGCCGUCCAUCUACGAGGAACAUGAGCCUGUUCGGCCGUGGGGACUUGGCGAGAUAGUCCAGCCGGAUACCGGCUUCUACCGUCUGGCCGGCAAGACGACGCGCACGCCGGGUCUAUAUCGCCGCGUGGACCCCGAUACCGGCCUACCGACGGAGGACUUUCUGCGCAGUACGAACGAGCGCGUGCACCGGUCUGUCCGGGUUCGACUCGCCUUGGAGGGCUUGUCGUAUGACGAUAAGGGGCUGUACAAGUGUCGGGCGCUGCUCAAGAAGGGGCCCUGGGAGAUUAAGCGCUUGCGUGUGGUCUCGCGCCAUGAGACGCGUGACCGAGAUGCGUACGGUGACGAGGAGGCCGUUAUUGAGCGGAGUCAGGAUUAUCGCUGGGGCUGGGUCUACGCCGGGCCUGUGGAGGACACGCCACCGGAGACGGUUUUGAUGGAGGAGUCGCUGGGUCCGUAUGAAAAACGGCUGCUCCACCUAAAUAAAGGUUAG